Molecule: messenger RNA, 885 nt
Organism: Ogataea philodendri
Lineage: Eukaryota; Fungi; Ascomycota; Pichiomycetes; Pichiales; Pichiaceae
Exons: 1
Coding region: 1-885 (294 amino acids)
Biological process (GO): GPI anchor biosynthetic process
Cellular component (GO): endoplasmic reticulum
Molecular function (GO): N-acetylglucosaminylphosphatidylinositol deacetylase activity
Source: RefSeq, a predicted model, not a curated record
AUGAUGCUGUUGAAGCUUCCAGGUAAAAUCGUCAAGAAGUUUGUUUGCAGUUUGUUUAUGUGGGCGAUUCUGUCGACGGUGGUGACUGAAUGGCUCGGUGCGCAAAAAUACCGCUCUUCUCCAUACUCUCAACUUUACCACCUUAACCAAGAUACCAUACAAAGAAACUCGUUAACCGAUGCGGAUGUGAUAUUUGUGACUGCGCAUCCAGACGACGAGUCCAUGUUCUUCAGCCCAACGAUCGUCGAGCUGGCCAAACCAGACUACAACAACGCGCUCCACCUGGUUUGUUUUUCAAACGGCAAUUAUGAUGGCUUAGGAUCCAUUAGAGAACACGAACUCACACGUGCAGCGCAAAUUUUGGGAUUCCAGAGUUUCGAGAUCCUCGACUACACCGACGACAUCACCAAAGGUUGGGACUCUACGGCCAUAGCGUCCAGUCUGGUGAGCCAGCUCAAGAGCCUUCCUUUGUCUAAGCCUAAAAAGAUACUCAUCACAUUUGACGAGGAAGGAGUCUCGGGCCAUAUUAACCACAAGUCGCUGUUUGAUGGCGUGGAAGCGUACUCGAGAAAACACAGCAUUCGCUCGUUUAAACUGAGAUCGUGGUCCGUGUUCACCAAAUACAGUUUUUUCAUCGUCACGAAUCUGGAACUUGUGGCCAGAUUCAUUAAAAAAAGUGCAUUGACGUUGAAAUAUCUGCCGCAGCUGACCAAAGUGCUUCCUAACGAGGAGUCCACCAUUAAAAUAUACGCAAACUUCAACUCGUGGUUCCUCAACCUUGCUACCAUGACCUAUGCUCAUUACUCCCAAAUCGUGUGGUACAGAUGGCUAUGGAUAUUCUUCAGCAGAUACAUGAACUGCAACGAGCUCGAGAUAGUUACAUAA